GGAGGUUGAGCCAUUUCACGGCGCGGCUAAUGUUGCUCCGACCGGGAAAACGGCCGCCGCGGAACUCGAUGCGAUUAUUGAGCCGAGCCGCCAUAGAAAUUGUUUCAAGUCCGCGUUUGCUCGUCCUCGAUCUUUGUCCGUAUCAUCGUUCGAAUCAAUCAAUCAGUUGACGGCUUGAAAUCUCGGCUCCUGCGUCAUUGAGAUUCCAACUGCCCUAUUCUCAUUCCUCGGCCGCUGGGUUUGCUCGAGGCUUUCACCGGAGGAAGUUUCAGGCCGUCGGGUGCGGGUUUCUGGAGCUCUUUUCGAGGAAUUUGGCCGGUAAUUGUUGGGUUUGUCCGUGUCGUAAGGAGCUUGGAGUUCUGGCAUUUUCUGGUUAGGGAUUGUCUCCGCCGGAAAAUUUUCCUUCUCCAGCUUCUUGAGUUUGAAGGGGUUUUAAGAGCUUCAGUUUAGCCACUAGCGGUAUUGCAUUGGAACUGUUUGUUAAGUUCAUUGUAAGUUCAGAGUGAGAGGCUUCAUGUUGAGGAAUAUGGAAUCGGAUAACAGUGAUACAGACGAGGAUGUUCUCCACAACUACAAAACCGAGUUCCAAAGUGGUAUGCGACCUGCUGGGAAUGGGAGAGCAGCAGCGGGUGGGUCUGCUCCCAUGCCAAGGCAAAACGAUAUGGAAAUUCAAAUUCACAAUAUCGAACAAGAAGCCUAUAGUGCAGUCCUUCGGGCAUUUUAAAGCUCAAUCAGAUGCUAUUAACUUGGAAAAGGAGGGUUUAAUAACAGAACUCAGAAAGGAGUUGAGAGUGUCGGACGAGGAGCAUAGGGAACUCUUAUCCAGGGUCAAUAAUGACAACAUGAUUCGAAGGAUAAGGGAGUGGAGGAGAACUAGUGGGUCCCAAUCAGGGAUGCCGAGCAGCGUCCAGCCUGCCCAUGAUCGUGCCCCUAGUCCCUCGAUUUCGGUAUCACGCAAGAAACAGAAAACAUCACAGUCGGCUGCUUCAUUAUCCAUGGGUGCUCCUCCUGCAUUGCACCAACCAAUGCAAGCAUCAACAUCAGCCUUAAGACGAGGGCCUCCCGCUCCACCUGCAUCAAGAAACAAGAAACCCCAGCCAACUUUGCAAUACCCUCCUUCUACUGGUAUGAAUGAAGGUGGAAGGGCCCAGGUUGCUAACAGGAAUUCUGCAGGAGCAUUUUUAAACAAUGAGCCUGCAGCUCCUACCAGUGUGAAUCCAUUGGUUGGAAGAAAAGUUUGGACUCGGUGGCCUGAAGAUAAUAACUUCUAUGAGGCUCUUAUCACCGACUACAAACCAGAAGAAGGGACACAUGCUUUGGUGUAUGAUAUGAACACAGAGGAUGAAACAUGGGAAUGGGUCAAUCUCAAAGAGAUACCUCCUGAAGACAUCAGGUGGGAGCAUGAGGAUCAAUCCAUUUUUGGUAAAGGCAGCCGGCCUGGACAUGGUCGGGGGAAUAAGAAGCCCAUGAUGCGUGGUGGUUCUGCUGCUGCUGCUGCUGGGCUUGGACGAGGUAGAGGGAACACUAAAGGUCCAAAAAGGGAGUUUCCUCUAUCACAGAAUGGCACUGGGAAAAAGGCUUUGGGUGAUAUCGAGAUCCUUCACACUGAGACACUAAUCAAGGAGUGGAAAAAAGUUUUCGGCACUAACCUUCCUGAUCCGACAGAAAAUUGAGAAAGCGAAGAAAGUGCUGAGAGAACAUGAACAAGCUCUUGUAGAUGCAAUCGCAAGGCUUGAAGAUGCUUCCAAUGGUGUGAGUGAGGAGGGAGGGCGGCAGUUUCCCCAUGGGCGGUUGGAGCAAGAGCAAGGUUGGAGAUAACAGAUACAACAAUGAAUUCGGCGGCAGCGGUAGGGAAAGUAGCAGAGGUCCAGAUGGUCAGGGAGGGUAGAGUUCUCUUUUCCUUGUUUAUUGGGGGGUAAUGAUGAUGAUCAUCAUCAUCAUCAGUUCUGCUUGUAGCAACCCAUCUGUGUAUGAUAGAGUGCUCUAAUUCUAGAAACUAGGCCUAAGUACAACAUGGCUAUUACUAACUUAAAAUAGCCCAUUGGAUGAUGGGAGUGUAGCCUUUUGUUUCAACCCCCUUUUGUCUUGUAUAUUACUCCCAGCUGUAGUAGUACCCAAUUUGUGAUGUCCUCAAGUUCUUAGAUUGUUUGUAUUUUUGCCAACUGAUUAGAGAAUGGAAGAAAAGGAUUUGCCUUUUUGUUUGUUGCGCAGUUUGAGUUGACUUUUGCUUUGCUGAGCUUUCUUACCCUUUCUUUUGCUUGCUGCGCGAUUUUAUUUCGGAAGACCAUUUCC
Linum tenue is the source of this 2292-nucleotide messenger RNA. Lineage: Eukaryota; Viridiplantae; Streptophyta; Magnoliopsida; Malpighiales; Linaceae. The record is from the annotation of a GenBank genome assembly.